UAAUUCACAGCCUCUGUGCGGAUAAUUUCACCCGCCGCGAGCGCAAAUGCGGCGGCCGUUCCCCACCAGAAAAUCCUCGCUCGCCCGGCGCCGCCGCCGCCGCACACAAUGCUCGGCUUCACCGCCGCAGGAACCUGCCUUUCCUCUCCGGCACCGCCGAGACCCACGGCCGGGACGGCGCCUCACCUCGUCCGCAUCCCUCCCCUCACCUCCCACGGCCGCCGCCGCCCGUGCCGCGCCAGGCUCCUCCGGCCGCUCAGGGCGGUCCCCACCACGCCGCCGCCCGCGCCGUCCUCGCGCCCGGCGAGGGACCGCGUGAUCGAGUUCGGAAAGUACAAGGGCCAGAUGCUGGGCACGCUGCCGCCGCCGUACCUGCGCUGGGUCGCGGCGGAGCUCGACUAUGGGGACACCGCGCCCUGGGCGGGCCUCGCACGCGACGUCCUCGACGACCCCGUCUACGUCGACCGCGUCGAGUGGGAGCACGCGCACCGCUUCCUCCGCGGCGACGCCGACUACGACUUCGACUACGACGACGGCGACGGGCCGCUCCAGGAGAUGGCCGAGCGCUUCGGGUGGGACCUCUCCGACGAGGAGGGAUGGAGCCGCCUCGACCUCCGCCUUAUCGGCACCUCCUACGGCGGUCGCAUCCCAAGAAAGGGAGCCCGGAAGCAAAGCACCAGCACCAGCAGAAGCAGAAGCAGAAGCAGAAGCAGAGGCAACGACAACAACUGCGGCGCCAAAGGCUCCCUGUUCGACGUCGGCGCUGACCCGGACGGCGCCAGGGGAAAGCGGGAUGAGCGGAGGGAACGGAUGCGGAUGAGGAGGGAGGACCAGGUGAGGACGGCCAAGAUGGAGAUGCUCGGUGUGAAUGCCGGCGUGCAGGACACCGGCGUUCCGGUCUCCUCGCCGAGGAAGGCUCAGAUUAGGACGGCCAAGAAUGAAAUUUUGGGGCUGGGUCGGGGCACACGCGCCGGUGGGGUGCUCGACGAGAAGAGGGCGGCAGGGAAAGACGGCCAGGGCGCCAACCCCUUCCCCGGCCGGCAAGCAUUCCUCGACAAGGUCAGGAAGCUCAAAGGCGAUGAUAGCUAGCGAGGAAAAUCCUGGGGAGCAGGAUGAGUUGUGCACUUGUACAUGUAAAUUUUGUUAAACUUUGCUUUCCUGAGUUUGUGGUGAUGACUUGAUACUGAUCUUUCUGCGGCUAAACUGGAGUCAUUGAUACAAAUUUCGGUU
This is a messenger RNA of Panicum hallii, 1230 nucleotides long. RefSeq lists its product as uncharacterized. The record is from RefSeq and is a predicted model, not a curated record. The coding region runs from base 109 to 1089 and encodes 326 amino acids. NCBI's taxonomy places the organism in Eukaryota, Viridiplantae, Streptophyta, Magnoliopsida, Poales, Poaceae. The transcript has a single exon. Gene Ontology annotation, cellular component: plastid.